Physella acuta is the source of this 2151-nucleotide messenger RNA. Its product is annotated as glutathione hydrolase-like YwrD proenzyme. Gene Ontology annotation, biological process: glutathione catabolic process. The record is from RefSeq and is a predicted model, not a curated record. NCBI's taxonomy places the organism in Eukaryota, Metazoa, Mollusca, Gastropoda, Physidae. Gene Ontology annotation, molecular function: glutathione gamma-glutamate hydrolase.
GUAGGCCCAACAGAUAUUCAUAAUUUGGCCUAAAUAUUAAAUUAUACAAUGUAGCCUUCAAACUAGAUAUAGCAUAGGGGACCUACAUUAAGAAAGACCCACAUAUUAUAAUUAUUAUGGCUCAUGCCAUAUAUAAGGGACUGUACUCGGAUACUGCAGACAGACGCUGGGGAGAUGAAUGACUCGUUUGUAUUUAAUUCUAGAAGAUCAGUGGUAGUAUGCAAGCGAGGGUGUGUUGCCAGCAGCAAUCCCCUAGCUUCACAAGCUGGGCUGGAUAUUCUGAAGGCUGGAGGAAAUGCAGCAGAUGCAGCAGUGGCAGUUGCAGCAGUUUUAAAUGUCACUGAACCAAUGUCAACUGGGAUUGGUGGGGAUGCCUUUUGUAUGUUUUAUGACAGCUCUACCAAAACUAUAAAAGGUUUGAAUGGAAGUGGCAGAUCUUCAAGUCGGGCAACUCUUGAGGCAUUAAAUGCUGCUGGCUACAAUAAAGAUCACCAUUAUUCCCCUUUAGAUGGCCUCUCUGUUACAGUACCAGGAGCAGCCAGUGCAUGGGUUGACACUGUGUCUGAAUUUGGAAGUCAAAAGCUGUCAUUACUUUAUAUUUUGAGUCCUGCCAUUGAAAUGGCUGAAAGUGGGUUUCCUGUCCAAGAACUAGCAUCCAAGUUCUGGGCAUCAGGAGCCCGUGUUUUGAAGAGAAAAGAAAAUGUUCACGGCAGUGAUAUGCUUUUAAAUGGAGAAGCUCCAAAACAUGGUGCCUUGAUGACCAAUCAAUAUCUUGCUAAUACAUUUAAGGAAUUGGGUAGACAUGGCAAGAAAGGUUUCUAUGAGGGCAGGAUUGCUAAAGCUGUUGCAGAUGUUGUAGGUGAACAUGGCGGCAUGAUCACUGUGGAUGACAUGGCAGUUCAUGAAAGCACCAUGGUGGAACCAGUCAGCACAGUGUACAAAGGUUGUCGAGUCUGGCAGCUUCCGCCUAAUGGCCAGGGAAUAGCUGCUCUCAUUGCGUUAAACAUUUUAGAGGACUUUGAUUUAAAGUCAAUGGGACAUAACUCUGCAGAAUAUCUCCACCAUCUGAUUGAGAGUUUUCGACUAGCUUUUGCCGAUACACUUCAAUACUGCACUGAUCCAAGUCAAGUUGACAUUCCCUUAGAAAAUCUUUUGUGCAAGGAAUAUGCAGCCAAAAGAAGAAACCUUAUUCAGAUUGAUAAAGUGAUUCCCCCUUCAUUUUUGGAAAAAAGUGGCCUGGAUCAACCAGUGGGGAGUGACACAGUCUAUUUUACUACUGCUGACAGCCAGGGAAACGCCUGCUCAUUCAUCAACAGUAACUACAUUGGCUUUGGUACAGGUCUAGUGCCAGAAGGUUGUGGCUUUACUCUACAGAACAGGGGCUUUGGAUUUUCAUUAGACCCUAACCACAGGAAUGUGAUAGCUCCAAGUAAAAGACCUUACCACACCAUCAUUCCAUCGAUGGUUACAUCAGCAGAAACAAAUGAUCUCUUGAUGAGUUUUGGUGUCAUGGGAGGCUUCAUGCAGCCACAGGGCCAUGUGCAGGUUCUUCUCAACAUGCUGGAGUUUGGCUGCAAUCCUCAGACUGCUCUUGAUCUGCCCAGAUUUUGUCUUGGGCAUGGAACUGCCUCUGUUUAUAAAACAUCAGAUCUAUUCAAUGGGGUACAACUGGAAGAAGGGAUAACCCAAGAUGUAUUUUCCAAGUUAUCUUCUCUUGGACACAACCCCAUAACCGUGGCCGGUCUUAGCAGGGCAGUGUUUGGCCGUGGUCAAAUAAUCUCCAGAGGCCCCUGGUGGCAGGAUGGUCUAGAGAAGCUGACCUCUAGCCUGUAUUGGGCUGGUUCAGACCCCAGGGCUGAUGGUUUGGUAGCAGCCUAUUAAAAUUAUGGCAUUUUCUUGAUUUGUUUAAUCAGGGUAACUUAUAUUUCAUGUUGUUUUUUUACACACCACAGUAUUAAAUAAUAUUAUACCAUGAGGUUAAAAUUAUGUUGUUUGUUAACCUUUUAUAACCCAUAAUUCACCAAUGUCCUGCUACUAAUUAGUUAUUAAUGGUUAAAUAAAUUGAUGUUAAGGUCACUUUUAAUGGGAACAGUUUAUACAAAGAGAUUGUAUGAAUAGUUCCCUUAAAAAAAAAUUGUUGGACAGUAUUUU